ACUGCGGUGGGAGGAGCCCGAGUAGGGGGCGGAGCGCGUGGCUGAAUGACGCAGGCGCAGUGCGACUUCACAGGCGCGCACCGCCCCCGCGGGUUUGGAUCCGGGUCAGUCAGGCGCGGCGGUCGGGGAGAGACGGUCUGAACUGACGGGACUGGAUCGCCAGGGCGCCCCAGCUGCGGGGAGUAUUAACGAGAACAUCUAUAGAAGUGUAAAAACUUUCACAAUGAAAUCUGAAGCCAAGGAUGGAGAGGAGGAGAGUCUACAAACUGCUUUCAAGAAAUUAAGAGUGGAUGCAUCAGGGUCUGUUGCGUCGCUGUCCGUUGGAGAAGCCACAAGUAUCAGAGCGUCAGUCAGAGCAGCAGUAGAUGAUAAUAAACCUAAAGCCACAUGUCAGUCUAAAGACAGUUGGCAUGGGUCUACAAGGAAGUCUUCACGAGGAGCAGUGAGAACCCAGCGUCGUCGACGUUCUAAGUCUCCUGUCCUUCAUCCUCCAAAGUUCAUACAUUGCAGUACCUUAGCAUCUCCUUCCAGCAGCCAGCUCAAGCAUAAAAGCCAAACUGACACACCUGAUGGCAGCAGUGGGCUGGGAAUUUCAACCCCUAAAGAGUUCAGUGCAGCAGAAAGCUCUACAUCUCUUGAUGCUAAUCGUACAGGGGCAGUUAUUGAGCCUUUGAGAACUUCAGUUCCAAGGCUCCCAUUGGAGAUUAAGACCAAAGACUUUUCUGAUACUACUCAAGUCUCUCAAGCAAGUCUCAAGGCCAAUAAUCUCUCUGACUUUCGAUCUGUUUCCAAGUUAAACCAGGGCAAGCCAUGUGCCUGUGUAGGCAAGGAGUGCCAGUGUAAGAGAUGGCAUGACAUGGAAGUGUAUUCCUUUUCAGGCCUGCAGAAUGUCCCUCCCCUGACCCCAGAACGAAUUUCCACACUUGAGGACUAUUCCCAGUCACUGCACACAAGAACUCUGUCCGGCUCUCCUCGCUCCUGUUCUGAGCAAGCUCGAGUCUAUGUGGAUGAUGUGACCAUUGAGGACCUAUCAGGCUACAUGGAGUAUUACUUGUAUAUCCCCAAGAAAAUGUCUCACAUGGCAGAAAUGAUGUACACCUGAUAGCAAGAAGCUAACUUGUAUGCUUUAAACCAAUGAAGGGUUGUCAGAGAUUUAGUUAAUGGCAGACUUUGUGGCCACUUUGUGAGAAGACAUCUCUUCUCACUGUGCUUGCAAUAAAAACUUUUCUGGGCAUCUCAAUUAAACUUCAUUCUUUAAAUUUA
Molecule: messenger RNA, 1263 nt
Organism: Heterocephalus glaber (naked mole-rat)
Lineage: Eukaryota; Metazoa; Chordata; Mammalia; Rodentia; Bathyergidae
Gene: Oser1
Product: oxidative stress responsive serine rich 1
Biological process (GO): cellular response to hydrogen peroxide
Source: RefSeq, a predicted model, not a curated record